GCGAAGCCGCAGUAUCAUUUCCAGUGGUGCGAGUGUGGGGUUCGUUUCGUCUCUUGUUCGUUCCUGUCGUUCGCGGUGGUUCUCCCUGUCGCGUCUCUGGCUCGGUGGUUGUUCCAUUCGAGUAUAAAUACCCAUUGAUUGAACCUGCAUGGAUACCCGUGACUAACGAAGUGUUCAACGAAGCUGUUCAUCGGCUUUCGCCGAUCUCCCCGCAAAGAGGACCGAAUUUUUGAUCGUUCCGAUCGGCGGAAUGUCGCUCGAUCAUUCGCUGGUCGUAUAACACGAUGUGUUUACUGUUUCGGUGAACGUUCGGUGAGCCCCCUCGGUUGGCGUAUCCUGUAGCUGGCUGUAUCCCGAGCGUGAGUGAACGUCUUAAAAUCGAAGCGCGACUCGGGGAAGAGAGAUGAGACGGGAGACAGAAGCAGAAGCUGAGGCUGCCAGUCGCGAAUUGGGUUACGUCCCGUUCGCCUGGCAACGAUAUAUGACGCAACGGCCACCCUUCGUUGGUAUCCGCGAUCCUCGUGAUCUUUACGUGCCGCUUUAACUGCAACACAGGACUUUGGUGUCGCCGGAGAGUGUGGCGAAGCACGCGAAAACGAAAACGCCAACUACGCUCCAUGCGACCAGUUAUCCCCGCCCCGUUUGCUCGAUUGCGCAGCUAGUUUUGGAGGUUAGCCGAUCACGAUUAAGAAACUUGAACGAAAGCGACACCCGCAGAGCCAGCCGGAUCAGCUGUUUCCCCAGGACGACCUUUCGACUACCCUCUCGGUAGCCCAAAUGCCAGUCCAGCACGCGAGCUUUCCGAAAAUUGUCGCCUCGAAAGCCUCUCACUCGCUCCGUAAACGGAGGAAGGACAAUGUUGUCGUACAUGCUACCGACCGAGGACAAACCACCGCCGGGAGACUCGAAUCAGGCGAAUUACGGUGCUAGUAAGUUGCAAAAGAGUCCCAGGGAACGUCCUCCGAUCGGUUCGAAACCAGCGGGCAAAGUGGUUGCCGUCUCUCCGAAGAAGUCCGUCGACACGGCCAAAACCGCCAUGAUCGUUUCGACGAAGCUCGAGGAGCACGGAGGUGGCGAUCAGCAGCAACAGCAACAACAGCAGCAGCAGCAGCAGCAACAACAACACGGGCAUCACGGACUGCCGGCUGAGAGUCCGAAACACAAUGGCACUGUGGUGAAAAAGUCGACGUUGCACACGUCCAAGGUCACCAAAGAUGACAGCCUGUACAGCAUAAACAGCGACGCCAGUACGGUCGGCAGCGAUCGGAAGAACAAAAUUUUCAACGGAACAAAGCACACUAGUCUGAAGAGGUAAGAGCGAACUCCACGAAUUUUCCUAUCUGU
Frieseomelitta varia is the source of this 1344-nucleotide messenger RNA. RefSeq names its product zinc finger protein rotund-like. Lineage: Eukaryota; Metazoa; Arthropoda; Insecta; Hymenoptera; Apidae. Bases 857 to 1315 code for a protein of 152 amino acids. The transcript is spliced from 3 exons. The record is from RefSeq and is a predicted model, not a curated record.